GGUGGGUGUUGUUGCAAUGGUGGUGUCGGAGGGACAUUGAAUGACUUUGGCUCCAUCACGGAAGAAAUACGGGUUUAUUAGGUUAAUUCAGCAUUCAUGAGCAUGGAGGCUCUUAUACCCGUCAUAAACAAGCUCCAGGAUGUGUUCAACACAGUAGGGGCGGAUAUUAUCCAGCUGCCGCAGAUUGCAGUAGUGGGGACUCAGAGUAGUGGAAAGAGCUCUGUGUUGGAGAGCCUGGUGGGCAGGGACUUGCUGCCCCGUGGGACUGGCAUUGUAACCAGGAGACCUCUAAUCCUCCAGCUAGUCCACGUGGAUCCUGGAGACACAAGGAAACAUGAUGAAGCUGGCAGAGACACUGAAGAGUGGGGCAAAUUUCUACACACUAAAAAUAAGAUCUACACAGAUUUUGAUGAAAUCAGGCAAGAAAUUGAGAAUGAAACCGAGCGAAUAUCUGGGAAUAAUAAGGGAAUCAGCGAUGAACCCAUUCAUCUGAAGAUUUUCUCUCCUCAUGUCGUUAACCUCACACUGGUUGAUCUGCCAGGAAUCACUAAGGUGCCUGUGGGGGAUCAGCCUAAGGACAUCGAGAUUCAGAUAAGAGAUUUAAUCCUGAAGCACAUCUCUAACCCCAACUGCAUUAUCCUGGCUGUCACGGCGGCUAACACAGACAUGGCUACCUCGGAGGCCCUCAAGGUGGCCCGGGAAGUCGACCCAGAUGGCAGGAGGACAUUGGCUGUGGUGACCAAGCUGGACCUGAUGGACGCUGGUACCGACGCUAUGGAUGUACUGAUGGGCAGAGUGAUCCCUGUCAAACUCGGCAUAAUCGGAGUAGUCAACAGGAGCCAGCUGGACAUCAACAAUAAAAAGUCUGUGGCUGAUGCAAUUCGUGAUGAACACGCUUUCCUGCAGAAGAAAUAUCCAUCACUUGCCAACAGAAAUGGAACCAAGUACCUGGCCAGAACCCUAAACAGGCUACUGAUGCAUCACAUUCGAGACUGUCUCCCUGAGCUGAAGACACGGAUCAACGUGCUGGCAGCACAGUACCAGUCCCUGCUCAGCAGCUACGGGGAACCCGUGGAGGACCAAAGUGCCACCUUGCUCCAGCUCAUCACCAAGUUUGCCACAGAGUACUGCAACACCAUCGAGGGCACGGCCAAAUACAUCGAGACGGCAGAGCUGUGCGGUGGAGCCAGAAUUUGUUACAUAUUCCACGAGACCUUCGGUAGGACGCUGGAGUCCGUGGAUCCUCUGGGGGGACUGAGCACCAUAGAUAUCCUAACGGCCAUAAGGAACGCCACAGGCCCUCGACCUUCCCUGUUCGUGCCCGAGGUUUCCUUCGAGCUGCUGGUAAAGAAGCAGGUGAAACGCCUGGAGGAGCCCAGUCUGCGCUGCGUGGAGCUGGUCCACGAGGAGAUGCAGAGGAUCAUCCAGCACUGCAGCAACUACAGCACACAGGAGCUGCAGAGAUUCCCUAAGCUGCACGAGGCCAUCGUAGAAGUGGUCACCUCCCUCCUGAGGAAGAGACUGCCCAUCACCAACGAGAUGGUUCACAACUUGGUUGCAAUCGAGCUGGCCUAUAUCAACACCAAACACCCGGACUUUGCAGACGCAUGUGGGGUCAUGAAUAACAACAUAGAGGAGCAAAGGAGAAACAGGAUGAGGGAGAUGCCCGCUGCAGUUCCCAGGGAUAAGUCUGUUGGCAAAGGCCCGGCCGGCCCAACUGCGGUGUCUGGCGAGCCCCCUGCGUCUGGAGCAGAGAUGGACGGUGCCAAGGCCCCACCUGCUGGGGUUCAGGGGGAGCAGGACGGCACGGGAAGCUGGAGGGGCAUGCUGAAGAAAGGGGAGGAAGCCCCAGGCUCAGGACCCGGAAGCCCACUUAAAGGAGCAGUCAACCUACUAGAUGUGCCUGUGCCUGUCGCCAGGAAGCUGUCGUCACGCGAGCAGCGGGACUGUGAGGUCAUCGAGCGCCUCAUCAAGUCUUACUUCCUCAUCGUCCGCAAGAACAUCCAGGACAGCGUGCCAAAGGCAGUGAUGCACUUCCUGGUCAACCAUGUGAAGGACAGCCUCCAGAGCGAGCUCGUCGGCCAGCUGUAUAAAUCUGGCCUCCUCAACGACCUGCUGACCGAGUCUGAAGACAUGGCCCAGCGGCGUAAGGAAGCCGCUGACAUGCUACAGGCGUUGCAGAGGGCCAGUCAGGUGAUAGCAGAGAUCAGGGAAACGCAUCUGUGGUGAAGGAGAGGGGGGAAAAAAACGCAUCCCAGGCUGUUACCUCCUCGUCACACCCAAAGGACCGAUGCUCCACGCAUUCAUCAUGUCUGAACUUGAAGUUUUAGAUUUGCUACCAUGAAAAUAUUCUGAUCUCUGCUUCGGUGUACAGAGCUACUUGAAAGGAGCGAAACUCGUGUUGUUCACUAAAAAAGUGUAGUGUUGUCUGGAGCACAUGAAAAUGCACUGCCUCUGUUUGCUAACGGUAAAAUGUCGCCACCCACGACUCCAGGAGGAACUGAGAGUGCCGCCAAAGGCAGUGCACUUUUCGUUUUCGCCUAAGUUUGGUUAAUCAGUAUGGAAAUGGACUUUUGUGCGAUGCUGAAAUCAAAGUUUUUGAAUCAGUUUUUGGCAGCUCAGCAAAGCAUUUAAUAUUUUGGCUCAAAGUUAUAUACUCAAAAAAAAGAAAAGUAAUGUAUUUAAAAUAUUCAGCUCCUAAUUCACAGCCUUUUCAUUUAAGAGUAGCUGUCACAUGUCCGAAACCAUCGAACCUCCAUCAUCUUAAUCUUUGCACUAUUAUAACUGCACUGUACUGUAAAGCAAGUCCAUUAACCUGACACUGUAUUACCAUCAGAGUCUUUAUUUAUUACUGUGUUAUUUAAAUGUGUGGAUAAUUUCCAGAGCACCGUAGCAGGACGUCAUUUAAUUAAGUUUACAUAUCGCUGCCUAUGUGUGAAGAAAAUUCAUGGUGCACUGUGGUUCUGUGUGUGGUUCCCAAAAGAAAAAAAUGAAUAAAAAGCGGUAUUUUACUGCCA
Molecule: messenger RNA, 3017 nt
Organism: Neolamprologus brichardi
Lineage: Eukaryota; Metazoa; Chordata; Actinopteri; Cichliformes; Cichlidae
Product: dynamin-1-like protein
Biological process (GO): endocytosis; mitochondrial fission; mitochondrial fragmentation involved in apoptotic process
Cellular component (GO): mitochondrion; cytoplasm; membrane
Molecular function (GO): GTPase activity; GTP binding; microtubule binding
Source: RefSeq, a predicted model, not a curated record